AAACUAUUCGGAGAACCCGUCACAGUUGGGGACCGUUGGAUGACAUUCAUCAUGCUACUACUCACAUGUAGCAGCUUGGAAGUUCACGCGAAGUCAGUGGGUUUUCACCUGUCACUCUUCACCAACACUUCUCUCCUCCUCUACAUAUACAGCUCGCUCGUCUUCAUGCCUGUUUAUUUAAUGUGUAGAAGUGAAAUGGUGAAAAGGAUUGUUCUCUACAACCUUUGGAAUUGAUUACUGACUAUACUGAGUGAAGGGGAAAUGUUGAGGGAGAAGUUGGUCGGAGAAAAUUGCGUGUCCUCGUCGGCGCUGUCUUCGUCGCAUUCACUCCUAUCAAACGCAGAGCCAGACAGAAUUUUCGACGAAUUGCCGGAGGCGAACAUCGUCUCCGUGUCCAGGGCGGAGCCCGGAGACAUCGGCUUCAGCCCCUUGCUGCUGACAUACACUAUUCAACUCCGUUAUAAACAGGCAACCAUCUUACUUACUGUAUAUACAGCUCGGUUGUUCUGUACGUCUGUUUGCAUAUACUCCGUAUGUAAUUGUGUUAAUAUAUAAGUUCAAUUCUUCAAGUAGUGUCUACAUGUUUGUUUACUUACAAAGCAUAAAUGCAGCCUGUAUUUUUGUGGCUAUAUCUUGUAGAUAUGAAUUAAUACUUACAAAUUUGAAGUCUUAAGCAUGGUUAUAUUUGAAGGGGGCCUUACUGCCUUAGCACACAUAAUAAAGUGUUGUUGUUUGGUUGGGAAUUAUAUUUUGUUGGUAAUGAUUAAUGGUGUAAAUGGAUGAACGGAAUAGUUUUUCAUAUUCUCAUGAGCAUACCGCUCCAAACUGUGCUUGCCAGCCCUGUUCUAAAGCCUAAUCCUGCGCACCCAUGGGUCUGGGUCCAUGUGUACAUUACUAGGAUUUAGUAAGAAAUAGUGUGCAGCUAAGUCAAGUGAAAGUUUAACUUCAAUUUGCUCUUGUCUAAUUCAAGUUAGAGUACUGAAGUGCUCUGAGUGAAGUUCAUUUUUCAUGUUACCAAUUCUUGCUCAGUUCAAGUUCAAAUUUCUAAGUUUUAAAAGCUUGGAGCAUUUUAUACACUCCUCAGCUUGAGAAGGAGUGUUCAAAUAUUGAGAAUAUAUGUAUAGAAAUAUAGCAGCUCUGGGCUGAAGAACCAUAUGUUUUCCACCUUUAUUGGGUAGGAUUAGAUUAUUUAGAUCCAUUAUAUUAAAACUUUGGAGUUAAUCUAAAAGGUCAACAUAAUAUGAGGAGUAACUUAUAUGUGGAUUUAUAUUUUUAUAUUUUGCUGAUGUGGGAUGACUUAGCACAUAAGUAGUCUCUGCAUAAACACUACAAGAAUUAUUUGAAUAUAAUGAAGUUGUAGGCUGUGUUAUGUAUCAAAUAGAAAAACACGUUUUGAGUUUCAACAAUAUAGUAUUGGUAAAGACUUGUAUCCAGCAUCUUAGGAAUAACUACUUACUCUUGAUACAAUAAUGUGUACAUCCUCGUGUUUUGACUUACAGUUCCAGUGGGUCUUAUUAAAAAAAGCUUCAGAAGUUAUCUACUUACACUUUGCACUCAGGAAGCGUUCAUUAAUUGAGGAAUUCCAUGAAAAACAAGAGCAGGUUAAGGAGUGGCUCCACCAUAUACGAAUAGGGGAACAAAUUACAGCCCAACAGUAUGAUGAUGAACCUAAUGAUGGCACUACCCUUGCACAUAAUGAAGAUAACAUUAGAAACAGGUCUGCAAGUUUUUGGAGGUCUCCAAGUUGUCCUUUUUACCUGAGUAUGGCCCAAAGCUUAUAGAAAACUAUCUAUUGGUUAAGCAUCUGCCAAAAUUUUCUGAGAAUGAGGGCUUUGGAUGUUGUACGUGUUAUGGACUUGGUUGUUGCAAGAAUGACUGGCAAAAGGUUUGGGCUGUUCUGAAGCCUAAUUUCUUGGCUUUACUAAGAAGCCCUUUUGACGCUGAGCUGUUAGACAUAUUUGUUUUUGAUCCCCUUCCUGCUGCUAACAGCAAGGGUGAGGUGCAAGUAAAUUUGGUGGAGGAGAUAAGGGAGAACAAUCCUUUGCGCUAUUCAUUCAAGGUCGGCCACUGGACUUGAUUGAUCAAUAUUCAAUGGUUUGUUGUGAGAAUCGGAGCAUAAAAUUCAGAACUUCAAGUCAUGCUAAAGUUAAAGGUUGGAUUUCUGCAAUUAAUGAUGCUAGGCUGAAGUCCAGAGAAGGUUGGUGUGGUACUCACCGCUUUGGUUCUUUUGCUCCACAAAGAGGGUUGACCGAGGAUGGCAGUCAUGCUCAGUGGUUUAUCGAUGGAAGGGCAGCAUAUGAAGCAAUUGCUUCAUCAAUAGAGAGUGCCACAUCUGAGAUAUAUAUUACUGGAUGGUGGCUUUGCCCUGAACUGUACUUGCGGCGGCCAUUUCAUAACCACAGCUCCUCCAGGCUAGAUGCUUUACUUGAAGCAAGAGCUCAUCAAGGGGUUCAGAUAUACAUUCUCCUGUACAAGGAGGUCGCUCUUGCUUUGAAAAUCAACAGUUUAUACAGUAAAAUAAAGCUUCUUAGCAUCCACAAGAAUGUGAAAGUUCUACGCUACCCUAACCAUUUAUCUGCUGGGAUCUAUUACUGGUCACACCAUGAAAAAAUUGUUAUUGUGGAUAAUCAUAUCUCCUAUAUUGGAGGAUUAGAUUUAUGCUUCGGUCGUUAUGAUACAGUUGAACAUAAAGUUAGUGAUUACCCUCCUUUGUUAUGGCCUGGAAAGGACUAUUACAACCCAAGAGAAUCUGAACCAAAUUCUUGGGAACAUACAAUGAGAGAUGAGCUGGACCGAGAAAGAUAUCCACGUAUGCCUUGGCAUGAUGUCCAAUGUGCUCUAUGGGGACCACCUUGCCGAGAUAUUGCUAGGCAUUUUGUUCAGCGCUGGAAUCAUGCUAAGAGAAGCAAAGCUGCAAAUGAACAAGAAAUACCGCUCCUUAUGCCACAACACCACAUGGUAAUCCCACAUUACCUGGGAAGAAGCCAAAAAAUAGAUGUUGAAAUUAAGAAUGAUCAAGAAAGUGUAGAGGACUUAAAUAGACCAGACGCGUUUCGUUCAGAGUCGCCACCUGAAGGCAUACCAUUGCUUUUGCCUCCGGAAACUAACAGCAGGGAAACAUCCAACCCAAACAACACACAAGAUGAUUUCUAUAGUUAUCUGGAUCCACUAGAUCAAUCAACCAAACUGAAAGAUGGUUGGUGUGAAACACAGGAGAGAGGUCAGUUCUCAGUUGAGAAAUUAGCUGACGUUGGUCCUCAGAUCCCUUGUUCCUGUCAGAUAAUUAGAAGUGUAAGCCAAUGGUCAGCAGGAACAAGAUAUACUGAAGAUAGCAUUCAUACUGCUUAUUGUUCACUCAUUGAGAAUGCUGAGCACUUUGUCUUCAUAGAGAAUCAGUUUUUUAUAUCUGGCCUCUCUGGGGAUGAUAUCAUUCAAAAUCGAGUACUUGAUGCAUUAUACAAGCGCAUAAUGAGGGCAUACUAUGAAAAAAAGUGUUUCAGGGUAAUAAUUGUCAUCCCCCUCUUACCAGGAUACCAGGGAGGCUUGGAUGAUAUUGGAGCAGCAUCUGUGAGAGCCAUAAUGCAUUGGCAAUACCGAACAAUUUGCAGAGGACAAAACUCUAUAUUGCAUAAUCUAAUUUCCUUUCUAGGUCAAAAAACAUCUGAUUACAUAUCUUUCUAUGGUCUCAGAACUUACGGCCAACUUUCUGAUAGAUGUCCAUUAGUCACGAGCCAGAUUUAUGUCCAUAGCAAAAUCAUGAUAAUAGAUGACCGUGUAACGCUGAUUGGAUCAUCUAAUAUUAAUGACAGAAGCUUGUUAGGAUCCAGAGAUUCUGAGAUAGCUGUUGUCAUUGAAGAUAAAUAUUUUAUCGAUUCAUCAAUGGAUGGAAAGCCUUGGAAGGCUGGAAAGUUUGCAUUUAGCCUUCGGGUAUCAUUAUGGGCAGAACAUUUGGGUCUACAUUCUGGAGAGAUUUUCCGAAUAAGGGACCCUAUAGCAGACUCGACAUACAAAGAUAUGUGGCUUGCAAUUGCCAAGUUGAAUGCCACACGCUACCAAGAUGUCUUCUCUUGCAUCCCAAACGACCUCAUUUACUCAAGGUAUGCGCUGAGACAAUGUAAAGAGAAACUCAAGCACAACACUGUUGAUUUAGGAGUUGCUCCCGAGAAACUUGAUGUUUUUGUUAAUGAGGAAGUUGCCUUAGCGGAACCAAUCGAGAGGCUAAACCCAAUCAAAGGACAUCUUGUUUGUUUUCCAUUAGAGUUCAUGCGCGAAGAAGACUUGAGACCAGUGUUUAUUGACCGUGAAUUUUAUACUUCCCCGCAUGUCUUUCAUUGAAACUUGAAAGGUGUUAGAUUUUUAGGACUUCCACUUAAAUUUAAGUGCCUGGUACAUUAGUACAUAUAGAUAUAUAUACUUCAAUAAUUAAUCAAAAUUACUAAAAGUAUGAUUCUAAUAAAUUCAUAUGAUUAAAA
Cuscuta europaea is the source of this 4472-nucleotide messenger RNA. Lineage: Eukaryota; Viridiplantae; Streptophyta; Magnoliopsida; Solanales; Convolvulaceae. The record is from the annotation of a GenBank genome assembly.